Messenger RNA from Spirodela intermedia, 3302 nucleotides. Lineage: Eukaryota; Viridiplantae; Streptophyta; Magnoliopsida; Alismatales; Araceae. The record is from the annotation of a GenBank genome assembly.
AUGGCUAACCAGGGAGCGAAGAAGAGGAGGGAGGAGAACAAGAAGCACAUGUCCAAGCUCCUCCGUUUCAUCGUCGCCAGUAAUGUAGGCUCUGAUCUCCCUUUUGAUCCCGUUUUCAUCUUCCAAUUGUUGUCCACCAGACUGCUCAUGAUCGACGGUUAAGUUGCUUUCGGAUUCGAAUUGCGUGGGAAUGAGAUCGAAGCUAAGCUUACUGACGAUUAUCUCGCGUUUCGUGCGUAAAUACUCCGGAUCCCGAGGUUCCAAUUCUUUGGUUUAGGGCACGCCUAAAUCUCGUUGUAUUAUUCUAACCAAUCUAGGAGUUUUGUUCCUGGGUUCCUCUGUCAAUAAGGCUUGCCAUGGGCACGCAUCAAGGAUGGGAAUUUAGUAUCAGUCCGGAAAGAUGUGUGAUGUCUUCGUUGCCGAUACUCGUAGCGCUAGAUGGAUUCUUCGAGAACAGAAGGAGAGUCUUUCUCAAAUAGGAUUUUCGAAAUCCUUGAGUUUCAUUAUCCGGUAUCCCCUGGUCUGUAGGUUUUGAAUCGUUCAUAUCACUGAGUUAUUCAGCUGAGCUGUGUGAGCUCGUAUCUAGUUUCAAACGUGAACAGCCAGGCAGUAUUUUGAAACUUGAGGAUUAUUUUUUCCUCUGAAAAAAUCUGCAGUAAUUUUUUUGCCACCGUAGAUACUUCUUACUCAUUAUUUCUCUUUUCUAUAAUUGUUGAAGUACGAAGGAGGUCUUGGGCGCCUGAGGGCUGCGGCAAUUAUUGCCUUUUCUAGUUACCCAUCAUAAGGAUUGCCAUGUUCAUUCCGUAGCAUUGAACUAUCAACGAAGGCUGUGAUGAAUGAUCAUUACCUUUGUUGGUUCUCUAGCUUGGAAUUACCAUGUUCGGACCAUCUAUUGAAUCGCUAUCAUUGGGAAAUUUCUUUUUCCAGACCUUUUAUUUUAUGUUUAUAGUAUGCAUUAUGAUUGAUCAUUUGCCAUCUCAUGAACGGCACAAUUUUGAAUUUUGCGUUCUUGUUUCUGGCUCAACAAUAUUCAGGUCAUUCAUGUGUUGGUGAGGAUGCUCAUCUUCCACUCGUCUACUAGCUGGAAGCACUGGAUUGGUCUUUUUGUAACAUCUGCGGCUUAUCUGCUUCCAUACCAACAACUCGCCAAAAUGGCAAAGCCAGCAUACUCUGAUGAUGGCGAGCUUCUAGAUGGUGGAUUUGAUAUGAAAUCUGAUGGUAUUUGCGGGUAUCUUUUCACCACCCUCGUUGCAAGCAUUUUAUCUGCAAAUAUUUUUUUUAUAUGUGGAAGAAUUGUUUUGUUUAUACCUAAUGUUGUUCAUUGAGGCCCUGCCAUGGCCACAUGUUUAAGCAUGACGCUGUUAUAACCUUAAUCAUCCUUGAAAUUUCUGGAGUUGCUCUGUGUACUGUUCAAUUCCAGGCAUAAUCACCAUUGUCGUCAUUGUCGUCAUCAUCAUCAUUAUUAUUCUUAUCAUUACUUAAAACGGGGUAAGUUAUAUAUCUCUUUGCUCUGAAACAUCCCCCCACCUUACAACAACAAUAGAAUAAAAAGAAAGAAAACAAGACAAAGCGUGCAUGUUUGCAGUUUACCUUUAGAACCUUAUUCUGGCAUCCCACUUUGUGUAAUUUAAGACUACUGCAGCUGCCUUCUCACCCUUUUGUGGGUCACUAACUCAUCAUCUUACUCAUCGUCUUUGAUCUGAUCGUACACCUCUUAACAUGCUCUUUCAUGUAAUUGCUUUUGGCCUAUGACAUUGGUUCAGUGACGGUGUUUCUUGUCUCCCUGUGCUCCUCAUUUCUUGAAUGUGAUGUAAUCAUUGAGAAUGGUUCUAGGAGGAACUAUACUACAAUUUAUGGACUUUCGUUUCCUGGAUAGGUCUGCGUGUAGAUUGUUUCUCUGUGGCAGUUCACAUCCCCGAAACCUAACACAUUCUUUUAAAUGCUCUCUUGCAGCUAUUUACAUGAUGUGAUCUACAUAACGAUCUUUGUUCAGCUGGCGUCCAUCAUAUCCGAUAAGUUUUGGUACACUUAUCUGGUGGUAAGUAUAAUAUCGCCUGUCAGUCUACAAGAGAGUAAAUCCCAUCUUCCCCUUACUCUUACUGAGGAUCUCUUCCUACCUCGAGUCGCUGCCAAGAAUUUUAAACCGGCAAUAGUAUCCUUUAGUUGAGAUAUUUGGUAAAUAGAGACAACUCCUUGUUCUGGAUGGUGUUGCCAAUCAAUUUCCAGUGAUGAGGUUGGGUUGACUCCUCUAACUCGAGGAGAUCAAAGUGUACUGUUAUUUGGAGGAUAUCACUGAAAAAAUAAAUAAAACCCAUGCUUAUAUUGAUUUAUAAUUGGACAAUCCGAUAUGGCUGAUAGAGAUCGUUGUUGGUCUUGAAAUGCGAGUACUUUAUUCCCAUCAGCAAUGUGAUGAGGUUCAAUGGUCAGUUAGUGUUUGAGGGGACAUGUUAUUCUCCCACAAUUAAAAAGAGAACUGUGGUGAUACAGAUGGAUUUUUGUCAAUUGGUUUUGAGUUAAAUUGAUCUUGUCCUUUUCUGCUGAACCCUCGAUUCUAAAUGGGGUGUUUACAGUAAUUAUGUUGAUAAUCAUGGUCUUUCAUCAUAAACAUGACUUCAAAGUGAAAAAAAAAACAACUGGACAGGUGAUUUUUGCCAAGGUACGAGUGGGUUCUGCUGAUGUUUCCAUAUUCAAACAUAAUUUUAGAAAUACAAAUAGAUGCUUUAAUUGGAGAAUUAUGACUCUUAAUGGUAAACACGAGUUUUAAAUGGAAAAUAAAUUAGUCAACUAUUCCAAUAGAUUUUCCCCAUUCUUUCUUCAUCUUUUUCAUUAUCUUUACCAGAAAGAUCUAUCGGUUUAUUGAUUUUUCUCAAAUUGGAUCACCCAAGAUUGUCCUCUCUGUUGUCUCCAAAUCUUUACCAGAAAGGUCUAUCGGUUUACUGAGUCGUAUCUCAUGUUCAUUUAAAUUUCAGAAUUUCUAUCGAAACCUUGUAAGAUUUCUGAAUACAUCUUGGUUCCCGCAGAUCCCAGCUUUUGGGGCGUACAAGUUUUCUGGCCUUCUGAAAGGACUCUUACCUGGUUCUCAGGUAUUCCAAGACUAGAUGUCCCCACGCCCAUGGGGGUUUUAUUUUAUUUAAUUUGAUGUCAAAUAUGUAUGUAUAUAUAUUAUGAAGUAUUAUAAAUAAUUGGAUCUUGUGGCUACUACACAGGGAGAGGAGGAGGAGGAUGAGAAGACCCGGAAGAAGAGGGAGAAGAUGGAGAGGAAAGCCUCCAGAACCAAAUUCAUCAGGGGCAGAAAUAGGUAA